Molecule: messenger RNA, 5465 nt
Organism: Xenopus laevis (African clawed frog)
Lineage: Eukaryota; Metazoa; Chordata; Amphibia; Anura; Pipidae
Source: RefSeq, a predicted model, not a curated record
AUCAACAGAGAGUUUUAUUUCCUUAAGACUGCGGUCCAUUGUAAAUAGGUGCGAAUUGUUCUCACUACAUCUAGUUUGUGUAGCUGUUUUCCUCUAUCAUUUACUGGGUUUGGACACAGGGAUGGUAAGUGUUAUGUAUUGACUGUUAAUGUAAUGCCAGUAGAUGGCGCUGUUACAUCUUAAACUGAGAUGUGUCACUCUGCUCUGCUGAUUAUUGUUUCCCAAGUAUCUGCCUCUCUAUCUCUCUUUUCUCCUAACUUGUUGGCAGUUCAGCCAUGCUUUCCUCCCUAGUAAAGUUUGUUCUACUCCCAGCUACUGUGAACGUUUUGUGUACUACUACAGGGUCCAGAACUUAAUACUGGCGACGUGGAUUGGGAUAUAAACCAUAAAAAAUCUACAACUACAAGAUUCCAGUGAGUAAAAGGGAACUUAAGAGACUUUAUUAUUUCCAUAAUGGUGUCCCUGGGCCACAUAGAGGAGUUUGAUAUUGCCGGGCCAUCCUCAUGGGAUUCCUAUGCAGAGAGACUACAGUUCUUUCUAGAAGCAAAUAAGGUGACAGACCCUGUGCAGAAAUGUGCAGUUCUGCUGAGUGUUAUAGGCUCAAAGACUUAUGAGAUUGUUCGCUCUCUGGUAUCCCCCACUAAACCCAGUGACUGCUCAUUUGAGGAAAUUAUUAAGCAGCUUAAAAAUAAUUUUGCACCCACAACAUCUGAAACUGUUAAGAGGUUCCACUUUAACAGACGCAGCCAGCAGUCAGGUGAGAGUAUUGCUGCCUAUAUAGCAGAGCUGCGCAGUUUGGCAGAAAACUGCAAUUUUGGCAGCAGCUUGGAAUCCUUGCUAAGGGAUCGUCUUGUGUGUGGGGUCAGGGAUGCAGCACUGCAAAGAAGGCUUCUAGCAAAGCACAACCUAACCUUUGCUUUGGCCCAGGAGGAAGCACUUGCUUAUGAGGCUGCAUCUGCACAUUCCAAAGAGAUACAGGCCUCUGCCAGUUCAGUUAUUGCACCAGAGCUGCAUCAAGUGUAUAAAAUGCCAGCAUCAGCACAGGUAUCAGAUCCAGUAAAAUUAAGGUGCCACAGUUGUGGGGGAGGUCACCUGCAUGGAAACUGUAAAUUCCAAAAUGCUGUGUGUCACAAAUGCAAGCGCCGCGGCCACAUACAGAGAGUCUGCCGCCAAGUUGAUAAUUCACAGAGACACAAGCAAGCCAGAGGAACUCCAUCUGGGGAUGCAACACAUAUAGUAAAAAUCCAAAAUGACACUACCGAGAAGGAGGCAGAAACAGAUAUUUAUGUCUCAGAAAUUAUAAAUAGUGUUGAAAAUGAGCCAAUGCACAAAAAGAAAUUCACUGAUGUAAUACUACAAGGAUCUAAAUGUACAAUGGAGGUAGAUACAGGCUGUGUCUAUUCCUUAAUUUCAGAGGAAACUUUCCAUGCAUUAUGGCCCACUAAUGGCCCCCCUAUUUUACCAUGUGAAGUUAGAUUUGUGGAUUACAAUAAAAAGCCUGUGGAUGUUGUGGGCGCCUGCUUUGUUAAAGUCCACUAUAGAAAAGACAGAGGAAAACUACGCCUCAUUAUUACAAAAGGACACAGAGCAAGCUUAUUAGGAGUAGAAUGGUUUGAGCCCCUAGGAAUUCAAUUAACUGGAGUAAAUUAUGCAACGACAGACUCUUUGCAAAGUGUCCUCAAAGACUUUAGCAGUGUAUUUGAAGAAGGCCUUGGCAAAUUUAAGGGCUCACCAAUAUCAUUCCUGCUGGAUCCCAAAGUUGCCCCAAUACGCAUGAAGCCACGACCUGUACCAUUUGCUCUCCGUCCAAAAAUAGAUGCCGAAAUAGAUCGCUUGGUGCAACAAGGAGCGCUAAUUCCAGUAACGGCCACCCCAAUAGUGCCUGUACUGAAGCCAAAUGGAGAAGUGAGGAUAUGUGCUGACUACAAAUGUACAAUCAACAAGGCAUUACAGGAACAUCCAUAUCAAAUUCCUGCUGUCAAUCAGAUUCUCAGCACCUUGGCUAAAGGAAAGUUAUUUGCCAAACUUGAUUUGGCUCAAGCAUACCAGCAGUUACCGGUGGAUGAUGCAGCUGCUGAUGCACAAACAAUUAUCACACAAAAAGGACCAUUUAAAGCUACACGGUUGCAAUUUGGAGUUUGCAUUGCACCAGGUGUGUUGCCAGGGGUGGUGCCAUAUUUUGAUGAUGUCCUCAUUGGAGCAGACUCUAUGGAAUCAUUAACUGAAAGGGUAAGAGCAGUAUUACAGCGAUUUGCAGAUGCUGGGUUAAAACUUAAGAAAGAAAAAUGUGUUUUAGGAGUACCAAGUGUUGAUUUCCUGGGAUACAAAGUUGAUGCAAAUGGAAUACAUCCAACAAAUGCAAAAGUAAAAGCCAUUCAUGAAGCUCCAGUUCCCAAAAAUAAACAGGAGCUGCAAGCAUUUCUCGGACUUUUAAAUUUCUACCAUUCCUUCUUGAAAGACAAAGCUACUGUGGCUGAGCCACUACACAGACUACUGGACAAAAAUUCUACCUGGAAGUGGUCAGCCCUGCAUGAGCAGUCUUUCAAGGAUGCAAAGAGACUUUUAUCAUCAGACAGUGUGCUAGUACAUUAUGAUUUGCAUAAACCUCUUAACCUCACAUGUGAUGCUUCUCCUUAUGGAAUAGGGGCUGUUUUAAGUCAUACUGUAAGUGGUGGUCGUGAGGCUCCCAUUGCAUUCUAUUCACAGACCAUGAGUACCACAGAGAGGAAUCAUGCUCAGAUUGAUAAGGAAGCUUUAGCCAUUGUGGCAGGGGUAAAGAAAUUCCACGAGUACUUGUAUGGCAGAAGUUUUGCUAUAAUUACUGAUCACAAGCCAUUAUUGGGUCUGUUUAAAAAUAAUGGGCCUACUGCGCAGAUACUUUCUCCACUCAUGCUGAGAUGGUGUUUAUUGCUAAAUGCAUAUGACUAUGAGUUGCAGUACCGCCCAGGAAAAGAAAUAAGUAAUGCAGAUGCUUUAAGCCGUUUACCUGUAAACACUCCUGAUUUUCAAGUACCGGCCUUGUCUGAGGUCCUCAUGCUAGAGUCAUUACCUAGUCCCCCUCUGCAGGCAUCAGAUAUUGCCCGAAUGACAGCUACUGACCCAGUAUUGUCUCGAGUGUUGAACUGGGUAUGGAGGGGGUGGCCAAAAAUAAGUUUAAAGGAGGAGUUCACACCUUUUGAGAAACGCCAGCAUGAACUCUCUGCAUACAAAGGUUGCCUUUUGUGGGGAAAUAGAGUGGUAAUUCCCAAAGCAGGGCAAAACCAUGUUCUUAAAGCCCUACACGAGAGUCACCCAGGCAUUGUAAAUAUGAAAGCCCUUGCUAGAAGUUAUGUCUGGUGGCCUAAAAUGGAUGAAUGUAUUGAAAACUGUGUAAAAAGUUGUGUCCCUUGCCAGACCAACCGACAUGCUCCUGCUAAGGCCAGGGUACAUCCAUGGGAGGUGACGCGGAGCCCAUGGUCACGGCUUCAUAUCGAUUUUGCAGGGCCUUUUCAAGGUCAGACAUUCUUCCUUGUGGUUGAUUCCUUUUCCAAAUGGUUGGAAGUUGUUCCAGUGGCAUCUGCAACCACCCAUGCAGUCAUUCAAGUGUUGCGGAAGUUGUUUGUCACCCAUGGACUCCCAGACACUAUUGUAUCCGAUAACGGAGCACAGUUUACAUCAUCAGACUUCAGAGCAUUUAUGGAAAGUAACCUUAUUCGUCAUGUUACAACAGCACCAUUCCAUCCAUCCUCAAAUGGACAAGCUGAGCGCAUGGUCCAGACUACAAAGGAUGCAUUAAAAAGGAUAAUUGAUGGUGACUGGAAUUAUAGACUGGCAAAGUUUUUCUAUCUCUCUUUUCUCCUAACUUGUUGGCAGUUCAGCCAUGCUUUCCUCCCUAGUAAAGUUUGUUCUACUCCCAGCUACUGUGAACGUUUUGUGUACUACUACAGGGUCCAGAACUUAAUAGUAAGACUAGCUCCUGAUUGAUGCGAAAACUUGAAAACUACCUUUGGUAGUAACCCAGGUACUGUUCUGAGAACGACUUUAUCCUGAUGCAUAACUAACCAUGUUCCUUUGCAAGAGAGUGCCGCCAUUUCUGAUACCCUCUUUGCUGAGGUUAUUGCUAUCAGGAAUGCCACUUUUAGGGUUAACCAUUUAAUUUUACAAGAGUUUAUGGGCUCGAAAGUUGGUUUUUGUAGCGUGGAAAGUAGCAAUACCAAGUACAGUAAUAAAACUAAUGUCACUAGAUACUUAUGGAAUUCAAUUAAAUAUUUUUCUGUACAAGGAAUUGAACAAGUUAGGACAGGUAUAAGGGGAGGAGAUAUUCUAACUAAAUUACAUAGGAGAGAGGUAUAUUGGAUUCUAUACUUGCAGACGCGUUUGCCACUGGGAUGAAAUUUUGUAUUCAAUGUGAGUUAUGUAUAAUUAUAAUGUAUACAUUUUUAUAUUAUGAAUUUCAACUUUUAAAACUGUAUUUAACUGCUCAACCCCAGAACAUGGAAUAUGUAGUAUUGGAGAGACUAAGGGGUAAAUUUAUCAAAGAGUGAAGUUCCGCCACUAGAGUGAAAUUCCGCAGCUCUCAAUUAAUUUCUAUGGGAUUUUGAAAGGUGUAUUUAUCAAUGGGUGAAAGUGAAAGUUCACCCUUUGAUAAAUACGCCUAUAAAAAUCCCAUAGAAAUGAAUGGAGAGUGGCGGAAUUUCACUCUAGUGGCGGAACUUUAACUGAAUUGGCCAAUGGACUAGGUCCUAAUUGGUUAUUUAUGUGACAGAUGUACUGAAUUGUGAUUGGUUUUAACACUGGGUGGGUUUAUCUGAAACUGAGAAUAAAUCUCUAGAGAUAUGAGUCUCACUUGGGAUUGCCUAUGACUGUGCUUGGUAAGCAUGAAACACGUAAGGCUCCAUGUGGGGUUGUUCUGAUGUUUUAAUAUGAUGGAAUAAAACAUUUUUUAACCAAAGAGCAUGCUUAUGAAAGUUUUUGAAAAUUAAGAUAUACCUCGGUUUGGUCACUAGAGGUCUAUAGUAUGCCACAAAUUGACAUUUACUUUAUAUAGUUCUGUUCUGCUGAACCAACAACAUGGUGUGCACUGAUUCUACUUGCUGUAUAUAAGCAAGGAGGGAAUUACUGGCCUCUCUGGAUACCUUCUGUUCCUUGCAGUGUCCAAGGCUGAUAUGCUUCAGGUGAUUCCACUUGCAGCACAACAACGCACUGCAAGGAGGGAAAGUCACCAUAUGUUGGGAGACAGCUCAGCAUGUUCCCAUAACUCCAUGAAGGUAGGAAUCGAAAGCUAGAAAUCAAGUGAGAAAGAAAAAGCUGUACAGGGUAAAGAAAAAGCUGUACAGGCUUCAGCCUAUCCAAUCCCAAUGCAGCUUUACCGGGACUUAUCCUUAAAGAACCAAUGAGGGUACAGAGAAUAGUAAAUAGGAGAAAAAUAUUGCAUGCAGGAGCUGCGGUCUUAUUUUCUGAAGAUGGUAGCACGAUGAAAGCAGGGG